GUAAUUUCACAUGGGAAGAAGGUAAUUAAGUUUCUAGGGAUGAGUCUGUCAUAGAGAAGUUUUGAUUAUUGGAUCAUUUUGCAGAAUUUUCCCUUCAAUAGUUCAAUUAAAUAUUUGCUCGUUGUACGAAUCAUCAUCCGUCUCGGUAGUCUUUUCCAUACUCUUCUUCUCCAAAGCCAAAGCCAAAGCCAGAAUAAAGGAAAUGAAAGGGGUACUCUGUUUUCUGCUUACCUCCGCCAUUCUUUUCGCUCCCUUAGAAGCCACCGAAUUGCUGCCCCAAACCGCUGAAUCCUUUAAUUUAACCUAUAUUCAGCAACUCGGAAGUUGUUCUUAUUCGGUUGUUAUAUCGACGAGCUGUUCGUCGCCUACAUUCACAAGGGAUCAGAUCAGUCUUUCGUUCGGCGAUGCUUAUGGAAACCAGAUUUAUGUGCCAAGGCUUGAUGACCCAUCUAGAAGGAUAUUUGAAAGAUGUUCUUCUGAUACAUUUGGCAUAAAUGGACCUUGUGCUUACCAAAUUUGCUAUGUCUAUCUUUAUCGCUCUGGACCGGAUGCCUGGAUCCCAACAACAGUGAAAAUCUCUGGUGGUAAUUCUAGACCUGUCACGUUUAACUACAACACCGCCAUACCAAACGACGUCUGGUUCGGGUUUAACUUGUGUGGUCAUCCUUCGUCUUCAAACCGUUGUUCAAGUUGCGUAAGGUUCUUAUAUGUCAUUUUAGUGUCUAUUCUUCUACUUCUCUUGUAAUAUUGUGCUGUGUUAGGAUGCUGUUCAUGUUCUAUCCUUGAUAAGAAUAUAUUUUACUUGUAGCACUUUUAGUAUAGAGGAUGGUGAUUGAGAUUCUUGACUUGGGAUAAGCUUUCGAAUAUCUUACUAUGGAAUUGGGAAAUAGAGAAAUUUCUGGUUUUGUUUGUU
Molecule: messenger RNA, 913 nt
Organism: Benincasa hispida (wax gourd)
Lineage: Eukaryota; Viridiplantae; Streptophyta; Magnoliopsida; Cucurbitales; Cucurbitaceae
Product: embryo-specific protein ATS3B-like
Molecular function (GO): protein binding
Source: RefSeq, a predicted model, not a curated record